Messenger RNA from Arabis nemorensis, 648 nucleotides. Lineage: Eukaryota; Viridiplantae; Streptophyta; Magnoliopsida; Brassicales; Brassicaceae. The record is from the annotation of a GenBank genome assembly.
AUGGAUCAAGAUCGAAACAGAGAACGUGGUGGUAACUGUUGUAGUUGCUGCUUAAGCUUCAUUUUCACUGCUGGUCUAACUUCUCUCUUCUUAUGGCUCAGUCUUCGUCCUAACAAACCAAAAUGCUGGAUCCAAGAAUUUUACGUUCCUGCCCUCAACAAAUCUCUCAAUUCAAAACUCAAUACCACUCUCAAUUUCAUGAUUCGUCUCGACAAUCCUAACAGAGACCAAGGAAUCUACUACGACGAUGUUCACGUUUCUUUGUCCAACACCAACACAACGACCAAUUCCUCUGCUCUUGUCGCUAACUACACGGUGCCUCAGUUCUACCAAGGACACAAGAAGAAAGCCAAGAAGUGGGGUCAGGCUCUGCCAUUGAACAACCAGACGGUUUUACGAGCGGUUUUGCCUAAUGGAUCGGCGGUUUUCAGGUUGGAUCUGAAGACACAUGUGAGGUUUAAGGUUGUGUUUUGGAAAACUAAGAGGCAUAGAAUUGAGGUUGGUGCUGAUGUUGAAGUCAACGGAGAUGGAGUUAAAGCUCAUAAGAAAAGGAUUAGGAUGAAGAAAUCUGAUUCUUCUACGAGAUUAAGAAGCUAUUUUCCGGUUUGUGUUUUAAUGAAUCUGCUUGUCUUUUUCGCUAUUCUUUAA